Messenger RNA from Schistosoma spindalis, 3764 nucleotides. Lineage: Eukaryota; Metazoa; Platyhelminthes; Trematoda; Strigeidida; Schistosomatidae. The record is from the annotation of a GenBank genome assembly.
AAUUUCUAGUUGUAUUUUGUCUGUUGUCGCUUGGUCCAGUUCAACUGUAAUACAAAAUGUUGCCAACUUUCCAUUGGUCAGAUUAUUUAAUUUUCGCUAUUUCACUUAUAUGUUACUCUCUGAUUGGGAUUUAUCAUCGAUAUCAUGAUGUGAUUUUUGAGAAAUUAACUAAUUGUUUCCGUGGUAUCAACUUUAAAUCAAAAGUGAGAAAGAAAAUGAACGUAGAAGAAUUAUUCUUAGGUGAUCGUAAUUUGACUUUGUUACCUAUUGUUGGAAGUGUAAUGGCCAGUUUCUUAUCAGCUGUCGGUAUAUUGGGCACUGCAUCUGAAGCUUAUCAAUGUGGUAUUCAAUUCAUAUUAUUGGUCGGAGGUUAUUGUAUUGCAUUUCCAUUAGCUGCAUAUGUUUACAUGCCAGUAUUUUAUAAACUCAGAUUGAACAGUGCUCAUGAAGUUAGUUGAUUAAGUUUGAUAUGUAUAUUUUGUUGUCUGCUGUAGUGGUAACCGUAUUACCAUAAAUCUUGAAUUAACCUUUAAACUUCUUUCGAUGGCUGAUUAUUUAUAACAUGAAUUUACAUAGAUCAUGGGAGAAAUACUAGUUAUAUAAUCUCAUAUUCACAUUUGUUGCAAACAAAUGGAUAAUCAUAGAAAUAUAUGUGAUCGGAAAAUUAACGUAAUAAUUUUAUGCAACUCAUAUAUUACAUACGAAUUUAUAUACUCAAGCAAACUGUUUGUAUAAAAAUGAAGUAACACUGAACGAUCGUCAAAAUCAAAGUAUUUGAAACGGUGUAGUUCAACCACUACGGUCACCGAUCCACUCAUAAAAUACAAAAUUAUCUGGAUGCUGUUUAAUUUACAUUCCACUCUGCAAUUUAUCACGCACUUGUUGCAACUGUAAAUUACAGUUUAAUAUUUAGAUACUUACACUAUUAAUGAAGUGAGAAUACUUGUUAUUUCCCUGGUUCUAUACAUUUUUUUAUUGCAAAGCACUAUAUUAAUCGUUGAACAGUCUGAUAGAUCUUUUCAUUGCAUACUUAGGAAUUUGAAAAUCUUAAUUUAGGUGGGUUACUUUCCUACUAAAGUAGAAUAUUAAUAACUAGACUUAAAUAUAUCGUUUAUUAGUGUUCUAAUUUGAAACAAAUAUUCAUCAUAAAUGUUAAGCACUUACUUAUAUUCUAGUUUUACAUUAAAAGUUUUCUAGUUUUAGCUCAUAGUACAUACUGUGCACAAAUGAAUUCUCUAAAGUUGAAAAUUAUUUAGAAAUGCGAUUUGGAAAACUUGUUCGAUGGACAGCCUCACUUGUGUUCUUAUUACAAAUGACAGUUUACAUUGCUCUUGCAUUGUAUGCGCCUGCUUUGGCAUUCAGUCAAGUGGUCUACCUAUUUGGAUAUCGAUAUUGUCUACUGGUUUAGUGGCUACAUUUUAUACAGCUUUUGGAGGUAUUCGUGCAGUAGUGUGGGUUGAUCUCUUCCAACUGAUUAUUCUCAUCAGUGGUUUUUGUUUAAUCACACUAUUAAUUACUUUAAAAGUUGGUGGAUUCCAACGUCUAUGGGGGAUAGUAAUAGACGGUCAGCGUGUUCAAUCUUUCGAUUUUAGUAUUGAUCCUUUUAAACGACAUACAUUAUGGACUUUAAUUAUUGGUGGGACCGGAUUGGUUCUUAGUAUAUUCGGUGCUAAUCAAACACAAAUUCAACGUUAUAUGGCAUGUCGAGAUUUAAAAACUGCUCGAAGAGCUAUAUUACUAAAUAUUCCAUUGACAAGUGUAUUUUUAGCAGUACAAUUAUUUACUGGCUUAGCUAUUUAUGCUUAUUUUGCUGGUUGUGAUCCAGUAAUGAAUGGAUCUAUUAAACGUUAUGAUCAAAUAUUACCUUAUAUAGUAAUGAUUUUAUUCGAUGGUGUAAUACUUGUUCGUGGAAUAUUUCUAUCGGUUAUAUUUGCAGCUGCUUUAAGUACUGUAUCAUCAGGUGUAAAUAGUUUGGCUAAUGUUUGCUUGGAAGAUUUAAUUCGACCAUUGUAUAUUCACUGGAGACAUGUUGAUAUUUCGGAACGAACUAAAUAUCGAUUGGCUUUAUUUUUAGGUAUUUUAUUUGGUGCUUUGACUGUAUCAUUGGCUUUCAUUUUUACAUUAUCCAGUUCACACAUUUUGCAAAUAUCAUUUUCUCUAUUCGGUGCAAUUGGUGGUCCAGUUUUAACUGUAUUUACUGCUGGAAUAUUUUUUCCUUGCAUUAAUGCUGAAGGUGGAUUGUGUGCAUUAAUUAGUGGUGUUAUCUGUGGUUUAUGGAUUUGUAUUGGAAAUACUUUUAUGAUUUCAAGAAUUGAUAGUGGUCGUUUACCUUUAACCAUUGAAAAUUGUUCAUCUAAAAUUCAAAAUAUAUCAUUAUCUAUGGUAACCACUACAACUAGUACGGUUAAUAUUACAGAGACGACAAUGUGGUCAUUUUACUCACUUUCAUAUCUUUAUUAUGCAGCGGCCUGUUUAAUUGUUGGAAUUCCUGUAGGAUUUAUAAUUAGCGCAAUUACAGGAUUUAAUAGUCGAUCAAAGGUUAAUCCAUGUUUAUUAGCUUGGCAAGCAUAUUCAUUCUACAAACAUUUUCCAAAUUGGUUUCCAUCACAAACAGUAAAUGAUCAGGAACUUAAUCAAAUUUCUUCUACAUAUAUUCAAAACAAAGAAACUUUAGAUAUGAAAUUACCUCGUUUACAAGCAAUCAAUAGAAAAAUUUCAUCGGUAGAAAAUGAUAAAAUAAAAGAUUCUACUAUUUCUUAACAAAUAAUAAGUUGAUGUAAUAAUACAGGAAGUUAUCCUUCAUAAGUAUUACUUUAAUGUUUAUAUUGUGCAUUAUUAUUUAUAAUAACUGAAUAACAUUUGUAUCAGAAAGGAUUUUAUGGAGAUUGUAGUAAUUUCAAUAAUUGAGAUCAUGAGUCAAUUGAAGCUAGACCACUAUGAAAAACCUGGAAGCACUGAAUAGCCAUUUUGUCCUCCUGAGGUACUCCUCAGCAGUUUGCAACCACGACCCUGCCUAACGGGAUUCGAACCCAGGAUCUAUCAGUCUUGCACGUGAGUGCUUAACAAACUAAACCACUGAGCUGGCCGGCAUCCAAUGGUGUGAAUGUCUAACUUCAACUGAUUCAUGAAAUUGAUUAAAGAUGAAUACAACGAAUAUCACUGUAAAGAGUGAACUACUUAACAUAAUAUUUAUAUUUAUAAGAUGUUUCAUAAGGCAGGUUUACUUAAUCCCAUAUUGUUUUACACUACUCAGGGAAAUAAAAUCAAUACUGGGAUGUUCAUUUGUUAACAGAUUAUUUUUAAUUUCUUAUAGAAUACAAUGAUCCAAUUCGUUUACAAACUACCAUUUAUUUUCAUAUGAAAGAUGGAUAGCGAAACACUGUGCUUGCUUACUAAUAAAUGGAUGAAUACAGCAAUUAUGUAAAUAGAAACUAAUUAGUGAAAUGUUAUUUAUCAAUCAUGAAAUUCUUUCGCUAAAUAAAUAUCGUCCUUUAUGAAAACUAACCUAAUGUUUGAGUUUCCGGUUAUUACUUUGUCGUUGUGACUGAAUAAAUCUACAACGGAUGAACGAUAUAAAUAUUACUAUGAUAGAAGUUAACAAGGAUAAUACAAAACAGUUAGGGUCAAACUCCAUCUCAGAUGGUAUGAGCGAGUUCAUUGACGUGAUAUCGCUCACCGGAGAGCUACAUCAUACAAAUAGUGUUCAUUACAAAUAUAUAAUGAAGUACCUUCAGUGUGCGCACUAUUUCGGCCUUUAACAAUUU